Loa loa (African eye worm) is the source of this 648-nucleotide messenger RNA. Its product is annotated as DNA-directed RNA polymerase I. Gene Ontology annotation, cellular component: RNA polymerase II, core complex; RNA polymerase III complex; RNA polymerase I complex. Gene Ontology annotation, molecular function: DNA-directed RNA polymerase activity. NCBI's taxonomy places the organism in Eukaryota, Metazoa, Nematoda, Chromadorea, Rhabditida, Onchocercidae. The transcript has 3 exons. The coding region runs from base 109 to 594 and encodes 161 amino acids. Gene Ontology annotation, biological process: DNA-templated transcription. The record is from RefSeq and is a predicted model, not a curated record.
AGAAUUCAUAGAAAAGUGUAUCUUUUGCUUAACUGUUAACGAUUUCAUCCAGAGGUUAUUUUAUCACUUAUCACUUCUGGAAGUAAUCAGUAUUAUCUAAUCCGUUUGAUGGUCAUCAGUGUUGUCAGUUUGCUCUUUCAGAAGAUGGCAACGGGUAUAUUGUUUGAUGAUAUGUUCCUUGUGAAGGAUGUUGACCCAGAAGGGAAGAAAUUUGACCGUGUUUCACGUUUAUUUUGCGACAGUGAAUCUUUUAAAAUGGAGCUAAUCCUCGAUGUAAACACACAGCUAUACCCAAUGAAUCUGAACGAUAAAUUCCGACUAUUGCUGGCAACAACUCUACGUGAUGAUGGUCUACCUGAUGAGCGAGAGUUUGAUAAUCAGACACAUUAUCCACGACUAGAUCCAUUCGAAUAUGUAAUGUUUGGGAAAGUAUAUCGAAUUGAGGGAGAGGAAUCAAAUUCCGAAACAAAUACCUUAGCAGCAUAUGCUUCAUUUGGUGGUCUUCUGAUGCGGUUGAAAGGUGAUGCGAAUAAUUUGCAUGGUUUCGAACUUGAUUCUAGCAUUUAUUUAUUAAUGAAGAAAGUUGUGUUUUAGUUUGUAUGUACGAGUUUUCUUCUUUUUUUUACGAUUUUGGAUUUAUAAUGAGAG